AUGAACGUUGAGGUCUUCCUGAUUCGCAGUAUACAUGAAAAAAGAAACCAAGAAAUGAUAAUAUAUGACACUCCCACAGGGCCUUAUCCGGCUCGGGUCCGCAUUGCCUUGGCCGAGAAGAACAUGCAAUCGAGUGUCGAAUUUGUGAGGAUCAACCUCCGGAAGGGAGAGCAUAAGAAGCCCAACUUUCUUGCCAAAAACUAUUCAGGUACGGUGCCAGUGCUCGAACUCGACGACGGAACUUUAAUCGCUGAGUGCACAGCCAUUACCGAAUACAUUGACGCACUUGACGGUACACCCACUCUCACCGGAAAAACACCGCUGGAAAAAGGCGUAAUCCACAUGAUGAAUAAACGCGCAGAGUUGGAGCUGCUCGAUCCUGUUAGUGUUUAUUUUCACCAUGCCACACCAGGAUUGGGGCCUGAUGUCGAGCUCUAUCAAAACACCGAAUGGGGGCUUCGCCAGCGCGACAAGGCUCUGCGUGGAAUGCAUUAUUUUGAUGCCGUUCUCAGAACACGUCCGUUUGUUGCCGGUGAAUCGUUCUCAAUGGCUGACAUCACAGUGAUAGGUGGUCUGAUAUUUGCUGCGUUCGUGAAACUGCAGGUGCCCGCAGAAUGCGAGGCACUUCAGGCUUGGUACAAAAGGAUGCAACAACGCCCCAGCGUAAAGAAACAGCUAGAGAUGCGCCCACCAGCUGCGUAA
Molecule: messenger RNA, 702 nt
Organism: Saccharomyces paradoxus
Lineage: Eukaryota; Fungi; Ascomycota; Saccharomycetes; Saccharomycetales; Saccharomycetaceae
Gene: GTT2
Product: glutathione transferase GTT2
Exons: 1
Coding region: 1-702 (233 amino acids)
Cellular component (GO): cytoplasm
Source: RefSeq, a predicted model, not a curated record